Molecule: messenger RNA, 960 nt
Organism: Mugil cephalus (flathead mullet)
Lineage: Eukaryota; Metazoa; Chordata; Actinopteri; Mugiliformes; Mugilidae
Product: odorant receptor 131-2-like
Exons: 1
Coding region: 1-960 (319 amino acids)
Biological process (GO): G protein-coupled receptor signaling pathway
Cellular component (GO): membrane
Molecular function (GO): G protein-coupled receptor activity
Source: RefSeq, a predicted model, not a curated record
AUGUUGAACACGUCUCAAAUCAACGUGUCUGCUGAGCUGCAGUAUCAGGGGCUGGUGACGAGGAUAAUGACGGGGACUCUGACUUCAGUUCCAUGCUGCGUCUUUCUCUUCAUUAACGGGACCAUGUUGUUUAUUCUGAGGAGUAAAUGUGUGUUCAGAGACACCUGCCGCUUCAUUCUGCUGUAUAACCUCCUGUUUGCAGACACGGUCCACAUGGCUCUGGGCCAGUUACUCUACAUCAUCUCUUUAUUCAGAAUAUUUGUAACGUAUCCUGCAUGUGGUUUUCUUACCAUGCUCACCAGCCUCACUGCUGUGAUCUCUCCUCUGACUCUGGUGGUGAUGUCUCUGGAGAGGUACGUAGCCGUGUGCUACCCACUCAGACAUGCUACCAUCAUCACGGUCAGAAACACAGGGGUCACCAUCGUCCUCGUCUGGGUGUUUUGUUUGCUGAAUAUUCUCAUCCGAGUCGGUUUGCUGUUAGAAUUUCCUUUUGAAGAACUGGAGAGUCUUCAGAUGACGGACUUCUGCUCGGACAUCGCUAUGUUUCUGGGCUCCACGUCUGCUGAUUAUGACAAAGGUUUUAGUUUCUUUGUGUUUGUAUCAGCGGCUCUGGUGAUCGUUUCCUCUUAUGUUGGUGUUAUAGUAGCAGCCAGGUCGGCCUCCACCGAUAAAGCUUCAGCUCGUAAAGCUCGUAACACCCUGAUAAUGCACAUGGUUCAGCUGGGACUCAACCUGUCGUCCAAAAUCUUUUACCCUUUGUUCAUACUUUUUUCGAAGGCGUUAACCAGGAUAGUUUUUGUGCGUAUUUAUAACGUUUUUUAUGUGUGUUUUAUCAUGUUUCCCAGAUGUCUGAGUACUCUCAUCUAUGGCAUCAGAGACCAGACCAUCAGACCCAUAGUCAUGUACUAUUUCUGCUGUCGAAUGAAAGUCUCCGUCACAUCAACGCAGGCUGAGAAGUGA